UUUGCCCUUGUUCUCAUCACUCGUGGAAACGCGAAACUGCGUCUCUCCGAAACAACCCCCCCAACACGUAAUUCUCCUCCUCCUCCGAAACCAGACCGAACCCACCUCCCGAUUCCUUUGACUUCCUCAGAUCCGCCCCUCUUUUUACGUAAAACCGAGCUCUUCUUCCGGUUUUCUGUCCUAAAGUCGUGAUUUUUCGCUUCUUUGUCGUGGUUACUGCAAGUGGUUUGGUUCUCGAAUCAGUUCUUGGUUGAAUGCUGCUGCGGAGAUAACAGAGAGGAGGUUCUCUUUUGUUCGGAGAGAGAGAGGGAGAGAGGAGUCAUGGUUGGUCAGGCCGUGAAGGUGAAGAGAGAGACGAUAAAGGCAUGCAUGACAUGCCCUCUUUGUAAUAAGCUGUUGAAGGAAGCUACCACCAUAUCACUCUGCCUCCACACGUUUUGCAGGAAGUGCAUAUAUGAGAAGCUCUCAGACGAUGAGGUGGAUUGCUGUCCAGUCUGCAAUAUUGAUCUCGGGUGUCUUCCUGUGGAAAAACUUCGGCCGGACCACAAUUUGCAAGACAUAAGGGCCAAAGUUUUUCCUUUAAAAAGAAGAAAGGUAAAGGCCGCUGAAAUCAUACCUCCGGUUCCCCCCCCGACCAAAAGGAAGGAGAGAUCUCUAUCUUCCUUGGUGGUCAGUGCACCCAAGGUAUCGAUACAGAGUGGAUUAACCGGCAGACGAACAAAAUCAGUUGCAAGAAGAGCCACUAGUUCGCGAGCAUCCAGUUUUGCCUAUGAGGAACCAAAUAAGAAAGAAGAAGAUUCUAUGGGAGAUUGUGCCAUGAGAUCAAGCUCACCGGAUUCUUCAAAUAAAACAAAUAAAGGGAAGGAGUCAUCUCCUGACAAGCCUUAUGACCGGAAAAAACCUGCUGAAGACACAAAGGAUGGUUUCCAACAAAUGGAAGGCAAAUUCGAUUUAUGGACACCACUCAAUUGUCUUGUUGAGGCUGCUAACAGAACUAAAUCUUCAAAGUCAAAUUCACAUGGCCUUUCUCUUCCGAAGUUGGAGUCGCUUAGUGCCCUUGAUAGGGAGCCUCAUGUGCCGGAGAAGAAAGCCAAGGAAGAACUGCCAGAUAUACCUAAAAGUGGACUCUAUAUGCCAAAAAGUAAAACUAAGGAACAUGGACUCAAAACAAAAUUCCAAGAUGACAAAAAGGGAAUGCCUUUGUCAGGACCAAUCAAGCGUAAAAGGGUGCGAGCAACAGGUCAAAAGAAGGCGGCUGCAUCUGAAGAGUUAAGCACCUCAGCACAACAGUUGUUAGAUGCUUCAAGUGGCAAACACGACAGAAGAAAUCAUCCAAUAUGGUUUUCAUUAGUUGCCUCUGAAGAUCUGAAAGGAGAGGCUUCUUUGCCACAGAUAUCUUCUUGUUACCUCAGGAUUAAGGAUGGCAACGUACCUGUCUCGAUCAUCCAAAAGUACCUGGUCAAGAAACUUCAACUUACAAGUGAAGCUGAGGUGGAGAUACUGUGUCGGGGUCAGCCCGUGCUCCCAACUUUGCACUUGAAUAAUCUGGUCGACCUUUGGUUCCGGACCGCGGCAUCACCGAAGAGGGUGACCGCGUCUAUCGGGACCUCGGCCAAAGAAUUCGUGAUGGUUCUGUCAUAUUGCCGGAAAAUCCAAGCUUCGUGAGAAGAACUCACUUUUCCCCCUUUCUUCAAUACGGAUUAAUGAAUUAACCUGUCGGAAGUCAUGAUUAUGGUCAUAAUGCUCGAUGUCUCCGUCAAUGCAACAAUAUAUGCUGUUUUGUGGCAUGUUAUUACAAGCUCAAAUGGAAUUUGAUAUGUUACUUUUUAAAGACGCUCCCUGUAUAGUGUGAUUGUACCAUUUUCUCAAA
Messenger RNA from Rhodamnia argentea, 1870 nucleotides. Its product is annotated as E3 ubiquitin protein ligase DRIP1-like. Gene Ontology annotation, molecular function: ubiquitin-protein transferase activity. The transcript has 7 exons. Bases 322 to 1665 code for a protein of 447 amino acids. The record is from RefSeq and is a predicted model, not a curated record. Lineage: Eukaryota; Viridiplantae; Streptophyta; Magnoliopsida; Myrtales; Myrtaceae.